UCCAUUUCCGCGGAAAAAAAUUCGAAGAGAGAGAGACAGAGCAGAGCAUUUUGUUGUAGAACAGAGGAAUGGAAAUUCUAACGAAUUUUCCCAUCUGAAAGGGAAUUCAGCUCUCUUUUUCCUAGAAAAUUUCUGGGUUUUUGUUGUUGAAGUCCUCAGAUGGGUUGGAAAUACAGGGCUGGAUUGUUCCUCAUUGGAACUGCUGUUUUCAUCUCGGUUACAUCUGCAGAGAUUACACAGAGAAUAUUCACAGAAUAUCAGCACCCAUUCGCACUCACAUAUAUUGGGGCCUCUCUGAUGGCUGUCUAUCUGCCCAUAGCUACUCUUAAGGACUGGAUAUACAAUUUCCUCAGCAGGCGUUCUUCCGAAGACCACAUUGCAAAUGCUGUUAUGUGGUCUUCCAUCGGAUUGGAUUCUCCGCUUAGAAUCAAUGGAAUGCACCACAGUCUAGAGACGGAGAUGAGAAGUUGUUUGACUACUGACAUGGAUCUUAGUGAGCGGGAGGAGGGGCAGCCUUUGAUUGAGAAAAGUAGUGAAGAUGAAUCUGGUUUGUUGAAACAAGGCCACGAGGUUAGCUCUUGGGAAAUUGCAAAAUGCAGUUUUUGCAUUGCUCCCAUAUGGUUUGCUACUGAGUAUAUGGCGAAUUCUGCAUUGGCACGCACCAGUGUCGCGAGUACAACGGUCUUGUCUUCUACGUCGGGCCUCUUUACUCUUUUCUUUGGGGCAUGCCUUGGUCAGGAAUCCUUAAAUGUAUCAAGGGUUGUUGCUGUGGUUAUCAGUAUGGCUGGUGUUGCCAUGACAACGCUCGGAAAGACAUGGGCAACAGACGAUCCACAACUUAGCAUUUCUGAGAGUGCGAAGCACUCACUUGUUGGGGAUGUAUUCGGUCUUCUCUCGGCAGUAACAUAUGGUCUAUUCACUGUGCUACUCAAAAGGUUUGCCGGCUCAGAAGAAGAAAAGGUUGAUGUGCAAAAGUUCUUUGGGUACAUUGGAUUGUUCACCUUACUCAGUCUUUGGUGGGUCGUGUGGCCACUGACUGCGGCAGGGAUCGAACCCAAGUUCAGCAUCCCGCAAUCUGCCAAGGUUGAUGAAGUCGUGUUGCUAAAUGCCUUCGUGGGCAGUGUUUUUUCGGACUAUUUUUGGGCCCUAUCUGUGGUUUGGACGUCACCGUUAGUUUCGACAUUAGGCAUGUCACUGACCAUACCGCUCGCGAUGGUUGCAGACAUUGUCAUCCACGGCCGCCAUUAUUCUGCACUAUAUAUCUUUGGGUCAGCUCAGGUUUUUGCAGGAUUUGUCAUCGCCAACCUCUCUGAUCAGUGCUUGUCUAAGAUGGGCUUUUCUACUUCUAACUCAAUUGUCUAUAGCCUUUACUGA
This is a messenger RNA of Magnolia sinica, 1374 nucleotides long. RefSeq lists its product as uncharacterized. The record is from RefSeq and is a predicted model, not a curated record. The transcript is spliced from 8 exons. Gene Ontology annotation, cellular component: membrane. Gene Ontology annotation, biological process: regulation of peptide transport. Lineage: Eukaryota; Viridiplantae; Streptophyta; Magnoliopsida; Magnoliales; Magnoliaceae. Bases 160 to 1374 code for a protein of 404 amino acids.